This is a messenger RNA of Larimichthys crocea (large yellow croaker), 1339 nucleotides long. It is a transcript of the gene sde2, whose product is annotated as SDE2 telomere maintenance homolog (S. pombe). The coding region runs from base 30 to 1211 and encodes 393 amino acids. The transcript has 9 exons. Gene Ontology annotation, cellular component: nucleus. NCBI's taxonomy places the organism in Eukaryota, Metazoa, Chordata, Actinopteri, Sciaenidae. The record is from RefSeq and is a predicted model, not a curated record.
CAUGCGCCCCUUCUCGUGAAGAAGCUAACAUGGAGGUGUUCGUCAGCUGUCCCGGGCUCCGGUUCUGUCCCGCCGAGUUUCCGGACGGGUCGGUGGUCCGAGACGUUCUGACCCGGUUCAGCCAGCAGCAGGGACUGUCGUCUUCUUCUGUGGUGGAUUUGUAUGUGGUCAGAGAUGGUCACCUGUCUCACCUGGAGGAGCGCCUUCAGCCCGGUGUCGUCUAUCACCUGGAGCCCCGCCUCCGUGGCGGGAAAGGAGGGUUCGGCUCCAUGCUGCGAGCUCUCGGCGCUCAGAUCGAGAAGACGACCAACCGCGAGGCGUGCAGAGACCUGAGCGGGCGCCGCCUCCGAGACGUCAACCACGAGAAAGAGAUGGCGGAGUGGCUGAAGAAGCAGGCGGAGCGGGAGGCGGAGAAGGAGCAGCGGCGUCUGGAGCGUCUGCAGAGGAAACUGUCCCAGCCCAAACACCAGUUCACCGACCCGGAGUACCAGCAGCAGUGCCACGACCUGUCGGAGCGCCUCGAGGACUCCGUCAUCAAAGGUCUGCAGGCGUCGUCCAGCGCUCAGGUGAAGGUCGACGAUGGCACCGCAACGAAGAGACCGAGUGCCGAGCAGAGCGAGCAGCCACAGAAGAAGAAGAAGACGACGACGGCUACAGCAACGGCGUGUUUCUGGACCGGCGUGGACGAGCUGCUGAGCUCAGAGGACGAGGACAACAAUGGGUCUCCGUCCACGUCGUCCUCCAGCAGGGGAGCUGCUGCCGUUACCAUGACGAUGCAGGAGGCGGAGCCUGGUCAGAGCAGCAGGUCCACAGAAGACCAGAGACCCCCAGAGUCCAGAGACAAGACCAUCAGGUCCACAGAAGAUCAGAGACCUCCAGAGUCCAGAGACAAGACCAUCAGGUCCACAGAGGACCAGAGACCUCCAGAGUCCAUAGAGAAGACCAUCAGGUCCACAGAGGACCAGAGACCUCCAGAGGAGUCCAGCAGAUCUGAGCCGGCUCGGUGUCUCGAUCUGUCCUCGGUGUCCUCAGUGGACGAGCUUCAGUCUCUGGGUUUGGACGUCCUGAAGGAGGAACUGAUGUCUCGAGGUUUGAAGUGUGGGGGAACGCUGUCGGAGCGCGCCGCUCGCCUGUUCUCCGUCAGAGGACUCACACCGGAUCAGAUCGACCCGGCGCUGCUCGCCAAACCAGGAAAGACCAAGAGGAAGUGAAGAGGUCAGAGGGCGUCUCCGUGGACGACGGCAGUCAGACGUGUAUCGUCCAAUCAGGAAGCAGCAUGUCAGCUGAUGUUUGUUUUUAUUCUUAAAAUGAUUUUUUAUUAAAAAUGAUUCAAAUGAAA